Molecule: messenger RNA, 2931 nt
Organism: Gigantopelta aegis
Lineage: Eukaryota; Metazoa; Mollusca; Gastropoda; Neomphalida; Peltospiridae
Product: rho GTPase-activating protein 24-like
Exons: 5
Coding region: 149-2110 (653 amino acids)
Biological process (GO): signal transduction; activation of GTPase activity
Molecular function (GO): GTPase activator activity
Source: RefSeq, a predicted model, not a curated record
AUUUUGGUAACAAAAUGUUAAAAUCUAAAGUAUGAAUGGAUAUGUUUUCUUAUAUUUGACUGUCGACAAUCGGAGAGAUGUUGAAAUAAAAGUGACAGGAGACAACUCCGUCAACUGAGGAGUGCACGUCAAUCUUACCAGGAAGAGGAUGGACAGUCCUAAUCAAGAUGGAUGCAUCAAGCGAGGCUGGCUGAUGAAGAAGGGUGGUCUUAUGAAAACAACAUGGCAACAUCGCUACUUUGCACUGUCAGGAAAUUUCCUCAUCUAUUACAUCAAGGAAGAUGACAUCAAAUCUCAAGGUAGCAUUCUGCUUGAUCAGCAUCGAAUACUGGAGCAACCUAUCAGUCCAGACGAACCAGAUCACUUCAUCUUUGAAAUUGUUUCAGCGAAAGGUCACCGAAAUGCUGACAAAAAAAUUGAUAGCCAUGAGAUGAUCUGUUUGUGUGCACCAUCAGAUGCUGAAAGACAAGGCUGGAUAAAGGCACUGCGGCAUGCCAUGUAUGCUCAUCGAGGAGGCGCAAUAUUUGGCCAGAAGCUUGAAGAAACUAUGAAAUAUACACGCAAGCAAAAACGGAAAAUCCCCUUCAUUAUUGAGGAGUGUGUGGAAUUCCUUUACAAGAAUGGUUUAGAGUCUGAGGGAAUUUUCAGGCUGCCUGGGAGAGCUGUAGUGAUCCGUGAUUUGAAGGAAAAGUUUGAUUGUGGUGAGCUGGUUUCUCUGUCUAAGCUCGAGGCUGAUGUUCACAGUGUGUCUUCGUUACUCAAACUAUACCUUCGUGAGCUUCCCGAAUCUAUCAUCCCUUGUAAACACUAUCAAAAGUUUAUGAAUUUUGCUCUACGCUUUCUAGAUGUCAAAGAGGAUCCAUUAAAAAUGGAAGUGGUUGUCAGUUUAAAAUCGUUCAUGCCUCAACUACCUGUAGAUAAUUAUAACAUUUUGAAAUAUCUCUGUCGAAUGUUGAACUCCGUAGGUCAGAAGAGUUCUGUAAACAAGAUGUCGAUGUUGAAUAUCGCCACCGUAUUUGGACCGAACAUUAUUCGUCAUAUGGAUGACAAUCCCGAACUGUUCAUGAUGACCGCUGAGAUUGCCCAACAGUUGGCAUUCAUGCUGAUUAAUUACUUUGAUAUUGUAUUUGAGCUGGAGUAUGACUCGGGCCCCACAUCUCCAGAACCAGUCCCUGUCGAGGACUUGUUAAAACUCUCCCACAGUGAUCAGAAUCCUGUCCUCGGAGUGAACGUCCUCCCAUCAGCAGAGUCCGAGCUGGCAGGGCUGCAUAUUGAAACUGAUGAUGUCUUCCUGCUAGCUGCUCCUAAUGACAGUAAAACCUUUUUGCCUGGUGGUCAGUUUUCUCCAAUGAACUCCCUCAACGGUCAUGUUUCUGAUGCAGCAGCUAAGCAGGUUGUUCUUCGACAAGACUCAGACAGUAGCACUGCUAGUCAGAGCGAGCCGCUCAAACGAAACAGUCCCAGAUUCACGGAGGAUGGCCGACCCAUUCCACCAAAACGGAAGUCGAAGAUCAUUCGAGGUCGACCGGUUAGUGCUAACUGCCGACUGGGUAGCUGGAAAGGAAGCGACUCGAGCGUGACAACCACUCCCAACGUUAGUGUCGCAACGACACCAGAAUCGCCCGGACCUUCAUUUGAGAAUGAUGUAAGUAGUCUGCAAAAAGACAGAUUGCUGCUCACAAAAGAGACUCAAACUGAUGAUAGUGGAGGGUUCGAAGAGAAGAACAGUGUACAGUAUUUCACACAAGAUGACAUGCAGGCAAAGGAAAAAGAAAUUUCAACAUUAAAGGAGGAUAAGCAAGCAAAGGAACAAGAAAUUAAAGCUUUAAAGAAUGACAUGCAGGCAAAGGAACGAGAUAUUUCAACAUUAAAGGAAGUUGUUGCUGGGCAUAAAAACAAAUACGACUCGACCGUGAAGGCGUUAAGAGCAGAGAUCGACAAUAUGAAGGAAAAGUACGAAAAGCGCAUCGAGACCUUAGAAGCUGUGUUCAAAACACAAAAUUUAAAAUAUGAAGCAGAAAGUAAUGGCCGAGCGGAAGCUGUGGAGACUGUCGUAAAGCUGAGAAAUCAACUUCACCAGUACCAGAUGCAGUAUGGUGAAUUACCAUAGAUGUAGUACCAGGCCUAGUAUCUAAAACAAACCAUGUUUUGAUAAUGAAUGGGAAUAUAUCUUUUUUUAUGUUAAUUUUUAAGACUUGAAUCAUGAUGUGUGUCUUUUAGUUAGAGCACUGUUAUUUUGUUCUCAUAUUUUAAAAAUUAUUAUUAAAUGCUUACUUAUGAUAACAGUUUAAUUUUAAAACAGAUUUGACUGUGGUACUGUGCAAUAAUUUUAUUCUUUUAUUACACGAAAGACAAAUUAGAGCCAGACAUUUAAUUUUGUAAAUUUGUUACACGAGUACUUACAAACAUAUAAAACAUUUUAAGAUGAUACACCAGUUUGAAUAUGUAAUGCAGUCUUCGCUAGGAAAGGCGAGUUAUCACUCCUGCUUCCCUCCAUUCUCGUCUGGAAUGUUUUAGGCGAGUGGCAUAUUGAUCACCUUGCAGUAAAAUGUUAAAGGAAUUUUAUUUGAAACUUCAUGUGAUUGCUCGCCUGGUAUCAUUUAAUGAGAGUGAUCUUCAGCUCACCUUAACUUUGCUCAUUGUGAAGACUGAUUCUUUUGGUAAAUGAAUAGUGCUAGCAACUGGUGCAUAAAAUAAAUGUUUUUAAGUGUUUCGUUAAUCAUUUCAAAUUAAGCAUUGAUUAUUUCAGUUUGUGCUAAUUACUGACAAGUGAAAUAUUUUGUACCUCCGUGCCUUUGGAAUUUUUAAUUUACAAAAAAAAUAUUUUGUAUUCACUAGUUACAUUGUGCCAUAUUUGCAAGUGUUUUUACGAAUAAUCUAAGCAAACAUUUUCAUAUCAGUGACAUUCUUAAAAAUAUCAAAUUUAUAUAA